AUGAAGUUUCAACUUACUAUCCUUACUCUGGCUGUUCUAGCCCUUGCAAAGCCUCAGGCUCCUCCCGAUCCAGCCCCAGCUCCCCCUGAUCCAGCACCAGCUCCUCCUGACCCAGCUCCAAGUCCCCCCUCAACCUCUGAGCCGCCUGCUCCUCCCCCUGACCCCCCAGCUCCGGCACCUCCAGCUCCUCCUCCCGUCCCUCCUCCGGCUGAUCCCCCGGCUGACCCUCCCACCGAGCCGUCUCAACCCCCUCCUCCGCCACCUCCGUCUCAGCCUGCACCUCCUCCAUCCGGACCAGCUCCUGUCCCUCCCCCAGCUACUCCGGCCCCAGCACCUCCUCCGGACCCAAGUCCCCCUCCACCUCCGAGUUCAACCGCCGAGCCUCCUCCUCCCGAGGGACCAAUCUGCGAAUGCGGCUACACUUACUGCUCUUCAGUCCUCAAGGGCAUGGACAACCCGUGGAAUGAGGAUCAAAUCUCGCAGGCAUACUGCGGCACGCCCAAUGUGAAAUGCGACGGCGAAUCACCAACCAGCAGCAUAGACAAUGCGCUGUUCAUCUGCCUAUGCGACCAGCCAAGCCAGAAAAUCGGAAACCAUCUCGAGCUUCUUUGCGGCUGCGACAAGUGUCUCGUUGUCAAGCCUGACUACAGAGGAAGAUGCAAGACUCCCCCGUUGGCUGGCAAGGGCGGCAAGGGUGAUGGGAAGGAUAAUAAGGUCAGAGGAACCAAUCCACUCGGCUUCUGGAUGUAG
Molecule: messenger RNA, 750 nt
Organism: Fusarium subglutinans
Lineage: Eukaryota; Fungi; Ascomycota; Sordariomycetes; Hypocreales; Nectriaceae
Product: filamentous hemagglutinin
Exons: 2
Coding region: 1-750 (249 amino acids)
Source: RefSeq, a predicted model, not a curated record